This is a messenger RNA of Cloeon dipterum, 2221 nucleotides long. RefSeq names its product kelch-like protein 10. Bases 39 to 2156 code for a protein of 705 amino acids. Lineage: Eukaryota; Metazoa; Arthropoda; Insecta; Ephemeroptera; Baetidae. The record is from RefSeq and is a predicted model, not a curated record. The transcript is spliced from 9 exons. Gene Ontology annotation, molecular function: protein binding.
AAGGAGGAUUUUACAACAAUAGCUGGGCUUGGAAUAGCAUGCCUGAUCGUUUAAACUUUUUGAAUUUUAUAGACGAUUUGAGAGAGCGAGAAGCCUUAUGUAACGCCACCGUCGUUUCCAAGGACGGGGCCUCUUUCAGGGUUCACUCGGCUGUCCUGAUGGCCUGCAGCGACUUUUUCAAGGCUGCCUUUGAAUUUGGCCCUCGCUCGGGAGCAAAAGGAGUUGAAAAGCCGAUCGUCCGCUUGCCCAACGUCACCGCGGACGUCUUGGAGGUCAUCCUCAGAUUCACUUAUUUAAAAGAAAUCGAGCUCAACUGUUCCAACGUGUGGAGAAUCCUGCUGGCCGCUGACUUCCUGCAAAUCGACCUUCUUAGCAGAGCUUGUUUCGAUUUCAUGGCAAAAAAUUUGUCCCUGCCUAAAAGCGUCAAGAUCAUUGAAAUGACCCAGGGAGAAAUUUACAUGCCGGAGGUGCAGCGAAUGGCUACUGCGUUUGUCUUGCACAACCUAUGCAAGCCGAGUUACCGACUGCGCGGUCAGCAGAAGGCGGCCCUAGCACAGCUGCGUCCUGAGACUCUCAUCCGACUCUUGCAGGACGACGCUCUGAACGCUGCCAGGGAGCAAUACGUGUGGCAGACCGUGGUCGAGUGGCUGGAAGAUGACCCCGAAAAGCGCACACAGCACUUGGACACGGUUGUCGUCGGCACAAUCCGAUUUGGCCUGCUGCCCAAAACUUUCGUUAGCCACAACGUUCUGGGUCAUCCAAUGGUACGAAGCAGCCCCGAGCUAGUGCGGAAAAUACAGGAGUUGGACUUGGCAGUGGACCAAGUGCUGUCGGCCGAGAUCAGCGCGGACCCGUCGGAGAUUCCAGUGGUGGUGCAGCCACGACUGCCCCAUACAGUGGUGCUCUCGGUCGGCGGUUGGGUCAACGGCGCUCCCUCCAACGAGAUGCAGCUUUACGAUAUCAACGCAGACGCCUGGGCUGAGGUUUCAGCGUUAGAGAGCAGCAACCCCGAUCAUACAAUGGCAUACCAUGGACUGGCACGGUUAGAAGACGACCUGUACGUGAUCGGUGGCACAGAGAGCGGCACAGACACAACUCGCUGCCUUAAACUCAGUCUGCGCACCUUUAAAUGGGAAGUGCUCGCGUCACUCAACCAGUCAAGGGAUUUCGUGAGCGUGGUGGCACUAAACGAGCGAAUCUACGCAAUCGGUGGUCGUUCGGAUCCGCACCACCAGCGCAACUUCUCAGCCGAGUAUUACGACCCGCUAACUAACAAAUGGUACCCCAUAGCACCGAUGCACCACUGCAGGUCUGACGCCGGUUGCACCGUCCACGCAGGCAAGAUUUACGUCGUGGGCGGAUUCACUGGCGAGACGGUGCUGUCUUCGUCCGAGGUUUACGACCCGCAGCAAAAUACUUGGGAGCUGUUGCCCGACAUGAUCACGCCUCGCAGCGGCGUGCGAUGCGUCACCCUACGAAAACACAUUUACGCCAUUGGUGGUUUUUCCGGCAGCGUUCGUUUAGCCAGCGUGGAGCGAUUUGACCCCGAUCGGAUGAUCUGGAUUCCCAUGGAGCCAAUGCUGACACCGCGCAGUAAUCUCGCCGUCGCCGUGAUUGGCGAUGAUAUACUUGCCGUCGGCGGCUACAACGGACGAUCAGUUGACGACGCCAAUGAGGUUUACAAUGUAUUUGAAGACAAGUGGUAUAGUUUAGAACCUUUACCGUCACCUCGCUCGGCCUUGAACAUGCUGACAAUCGAAGACGCUUCCAAUCUGGCGCUGCGUCUCUUAGGUCCGAAUCGUGCCUUGCCCAACAAUAUCACCACUGAUCGUGCCAUCCACCGGCCUGAAUACGGCGCUAUUUUGUCCCCAAACGCAGAACUGCCGGCUGGACAGCCGCACUAUGAGAUGGAGGACGAUGAUUCGGAGAGCUGGCAAGAUGCAUUGGACCCUUUUGGUCUGUCUCUUGUCGUGGUCUCAGACGAGGGUGGCAACUUGUGGGGUCCAGUGCGCUUCUUUGCCGAUAUGUUUGCCGACAACGAUUCGCAAGGGUUGGGAGAGGAGGAAGCUGAGUGGGUUGAAGAGGACGAUGAUGAUGAUUCUGACAAUGAUGACGAAGAUGAAGAAGACCAGGGUGACGUUGACGAGACUUUUUAAACAACGCGGCUCACGCUCAUUUUGACGAGAAUAAGGAAAUAAACUUUUGAAUCAGAUAUACUUUG